Rhincodon typus (whale shark) is the source of this 2896-nucleotide messenger RNA. Its product is annotated as protocadherin-16-like. Gene Ontology annotation, cellular component: plasma membrane; cell-cell junction. Lineage: Eukaryota; Metazoa; Chordata; Chondrichthyes; Orectolobiformes; Rhincodontidae. The transcript is spliced from 9 exons. The record is from RefSeq and is a predicted model, not a curated record. Gene Ontology annotation, biological process: homophilic cell-cell adhesion. The annotation marks the transcript as partial. Gene Ontology annotation, molecular function: calcium ion binding.
AUGACAUUGCUUUAUGUGGUUAAAGCAGGUCACUCAGACUCUAUCUCCUACACAAUUUCCUCUGGAGAUCCCAAUGGUUACUUUGCAAUUGGUGUUAGCUCGGGUUUGAUCCGGACCAGCAUUCCCUUGGACCAUGAGUCUCAUCCUGUUGUGAUUUUGGAUGUUCAGGCUAGCAGUGGUUCCCCUCCUGCCUAUAGCAGUACGAAGGUCAAGAUCACAAUAUCUGACAUCAACGAUAACACACCGACGUUCCCCACCUCUUCUGAGUCGAUUCUGGUCCCAGAGAACACAGAGAUUGGCUCUGUUAUCUAUACCGUACAUGCAGACGAUCAGGAUAGCGGAGCCAAUGGCCAGGUUCAGUUCGACAUUGUUUCUAAUGAAGACAGGACAUUCAGCAUUGACCGAACAUCUGGGAAGCUACGCGUGAUCGGAUCUUUGAGCUAUGAAACGCUUCCACGCUAUGACCUGAAAAUUGUGGCUAAAGACAGUGGGGCUCCACAGCUCAGCUCCACCUUCACGUUAAUCAUUCACAUUCAGGACGAGAGUGAUAAUGCCCCAAUCUUUGAGACGUUGACCUAUAGGGUUGAAGUCAAAGAAGGGACGGCUGUUAACACUCGCUUUCUCCAGGUCCGGGCCCUGAGUCAGGACAGCAGAGACAGCCAUAUCACUUACCACCUGCGGACUGAUGGUGACUCAGCCAAUUUCGGAAUCCUUUCUGAGAGUGGCUGGUUAUAUGUGAAAAGUGCCCUUGACCGUGAGAACAAAGACCUUUUCAGUCUGACUGUUGUGGCUUCGAGCAGUGAGGGUGACCAGAGGAAAACAGGAACUGCCAUGGUGCGAGUCUGUAUCACUGAUGAGAAUGACAAUGCACCAAAGCUCAGUGAGGACCAAUACUUUUUCACCAUCCAGGAGAACAUGCCACCUUCAUCGCCCAUUGGACGGAUCCUAGCAACCGAUCGUGACCAUGGGAUUAACAGCAAACUGACCUACAGACUGUUCCCAGCACAUUCCAGCUUUCAGAUCGACUCCCUCACCGGUGAGAUAAGCUCAAGGGUAACUUUUGAUCGAGAGAGUCAGGCCAGUCACCAGGUAACUGUGCUGGUUCAAGAUGGUGGGACCCCUCCUCGCAGCGUUACCGGUUCGGUCUACAUCAUGGUUUUAGACGAGAACGAUAACUCACCCAUCUUCACCAAUGUGCCAAUGGGAAAGGAGCUGGUUGUUCAGGUUAUUGAAGGAAAUCAAUCAGGAAACCUGGUGACAACUUUACAGGCGAAGGAUGCAGAUGAGGGAGAGAAUGGCACUGUGGUUUAUUCUUUGGCAGGACCCUGGGCCCAGCUUUUCUCUCUUCACCCAACCUCUGGUGAACUGCGGACAAGCACAGCGCUGUACAGGCUCGAGAGACCUGAGUAUGAGUUGACAGCCCUGGCCACUGACCGUGGACAACUGUCCCAGACCACAUCCCUCGCAGUCCGUGUCCAGGUACUGAGCUCUGCCAACAGCCUACCUCAGUCUGGUAGCAACUCACUCACCUUCAGUUCCAUCGAAGGGAUGGCCCCAGGCUCUGUCAUUGGUUCAGUGGCCUCCCAGGAUGCAUCGAGACGUGCCAAUGGGCAGGUGACAUACACCCUAGUGGGUGGAACAGAUGUGGAUGGGAGAUUUGUUGUGGACAGAUUCACAGGUGACAUUUACUUGGCGCAGGAGCUGGAUUAUGAAUUGGGCUCACAUUACCAACUGGAGAUUGCAAUUGAUGACCUGAGUACAGCUCUCCCCCAUAGCACUCUCACUAUCGUCGACAUUAAUAUUGAGGAUCGUAAUGAGUACGCGCCACAGUUUGCUGAGGACCCCAUCACUCUGGUCGUCAAUGAGAAUGCAGUAGUCGGUACCUCCAUCUACACUUUCCAGGCAGUCGAUAAAGAUGGAAGUGGUCCCAACAGCCAGAUCCUGUACACUCUCCUCCAACAAACUCCCCCUGGGAACGUGCUUCAAAUUGAUCCCAUGACUGGAAUACUAUCAGCAGCAGCAAUUGACCGGGAGACCACUCCAUUCUUCCUGCUGGUGGUACAAGCCAUGGACCAAACAGUGGAGAGCACCCAACGGAAAUCCUCAGCUGUAACAGUUCGUGUCUUUGUAACCGAUGAGAAUGACAACGAGCCCCAGUUCCUGUCUCCAUCAGUGCUCCAGGUCAUGGAGGAUCAGCCCAUUGGCAAUAUCAUCUCUUACAUCGUCGCCCAGGAUGCUGACCUGGGAGAGAACAGCCGACUCAGUUACCGGAUCAAAUCUGGAUUGGGAGCUAACAAGUUACGACUCAAUCCGACAACAGGGGCCUUGUCCAUUGUGAAAGAGCUGGAUUGUGAAGAGCAGAGUUGGAUUAACCUGACGAUUGAGGCCUCAGACCACGGAACAUUCCGGCGCUCAGCCACCCAGCUGCUGCACAUUCAGCUGAUUGAUGUCAACGAUGAGGUGCCAACAUUUGAUAAGAAACUUUAUGAAGCCAGUGUCCUGGAGAAUCGAGUGGCUGGCACUCAGGUCAUUCAGAUACAUGCCACUGACAGGGACCAAGGUUUGAAUGGUGUUCUGAGAUAUGGAGGGCUGGUGGAUGACAGCUUCUCUAUUGACCCAGUGACUGGUAUCAUAACAACCAGUCGAGCCUUAGACAGAGAGCAACAGGAUCACUACCAACUCACAGUUUAUGCUAAAGAUAGUGGGAGCCCUCCCAAUGUUGCUACAGUGACAGUGUCCAUCGAGAUCAAAGACGAGAAUGACAACAGGCCCAGGUUUGAGAAGGAUGUGUACGAGCUGCAAGUUCCAGAAAACCAGGAGCCAGUCCCCCUCUUCACAGUGAAGGCAACAGAUGAGGAUUUGGGUGAAAAUGGACGUGUGCGAUAUGAGAUCAUUG